Entelurus aequoreus (snake pipefish) is the source of this 2890-nucleotide messenger RNA. It is a transcript of the gene zpr1, whose product is annotated as ZPR1 zinc finger. The record is from RefSeq and is a predicted model, not a curated record. Bases 720 to 2054 code for a protein of 444 amino acids. Gene Ontology annotation, cellular component: nucleus; cytoplasm. The transcript is spliced from 5 exons. Lineage: Eukaryota; Metazoa; Chordata; Actinopteri; Syngnathiformes; Syngnathidae. Gene Ontology annotation, molecular function: zinc ion binding.
UGGGGAUGGGUAUUGAGGUGACACAAAAGGUGAAACAGGAUGUGAGGCGCAGAGCGGGAAUCAGCCGGAAAAUUGGAGAACCACUGGUUUAGAGGAGAGGCACAACCGUAGCAUGGAGGGUAGAUGGAGGACAAGGAGGCGGGGCUUGUUGAUUAACAAGAGUACCGCCUCUCUGGGUCUGACACGUCCUCCGCAGAGUCAAGGACGCUGGGUGCAACAAACGCAGAUCCAUCAAGUUGGCCGUGAGGCGUUCAGGAGCAGUUGUUACAGUGCUUGGUGAAGGGCGUCUCCCGGCCCUCAGCCAGCAGGACCUUGGUGCAGAUGUUGCGGUGAGACGUCGGCCUCCGCCCGAACACCGAGCCCAGCGGCGCCUCACUGAGAGACAGGGAGCGGCAAGACAUGGAGAGAGGCGACUGCAGCCUGAGGUUGUGACGUUCUGCGAUGAGGUGGCAACUUGUCCAGGGUGUACCCCGCCUUCCGUCCGAUUGUAGCUGAGAUAGGCUCCAGCGACCCCGAAGGGAAUAAGAGUACUCCGGGUAGCCUGCACGGGCCGCUGCAGUACCACCAGGGUCACUGGACGUAGAAGAAGAAAAACACGGAAAACGCCGUGGUGACGUCAGUAGCAUGUGCGGACAUCGAAGCGUCUAGAAACUUCUCACAGUUGGACGAAAGGUGACGACACUUUCAAAGCAGCGGAAAUCUUUUGUCAAGGUUAGAAAAUGUCGGCCAUCGCCCAGGAACAUGUGCGGGGGGAAAGCGUCUUUAAGGACCUGAGCGCCGACGACGACGACUGGCAGGCGACGGAGAUGUCGAGCUUGUGCAUGAACUGCUACCAGGACGGCGUCACACGCCUGCUGCUCACUAAGAUCCCCUUCUUCAAGGAGGUCAUUGUCAGCUCCUUCAGCUGCGACAAAUGCAGCUGGUCCAACACGGAGAUCCAGUCCGCGGGCCGCAUUCAGGAGCAAGGCGUCUGCUACACGCUGAAAGUCCGAAGCAAGCCGGACUUAGACCGGGAAGUGGUGAAGAUGGACAGCGCCACCACCAGGAUACCAGAGCUGGACUUUGAGAUCCCUCCCUUCACGCAGAAAGGCUCCCUGUCCACCAUCGAGGGCCUUUUGGACCGGGCUGUGGCCGGCUUGGAGCAGGACCAAGUGGCCAGACAGGCAGCCGACCCGGAGGUGGCCGGGAAAAUAAACACCUUCAUCCAGAAACUGAAAAAGCUCAAAGACGUCCAGGAGGGAUUCACUUUGGUCAUUGAAGAUCCGUCAGGCAACAGUUUUGUGGAGAACCCGAUGGCCCCCCGAAAGGACGAGGCCCUCACCGUGUCCCGGUUCAGGCGCAGCGUUCAGCAGGAGAAGCAGCUGGGUUUGAGGGCGGAUGACGACCCAGAGGACGAGGAGCCACCAGGCGACGACUUGGACACCAUGAGGAGUGAAGUUUUGGUGUUCAACACCAACUGUCCCGAGUGCAACGCCCCGGCCUCCACCAACAUGAAGCUGGUCCAGAUCCCUCACUUCAAGGAGGCCGUCAUCAUGGCCACCAACUGUGACAGCUGCGGACAUCGGACCAAUGAGGUCAAGUCGGGCGGUGCCACAGAGGAAAAGGGCACCAAGAUCUCCCUGCGCAUCAGCGCCGCGUCCGACAUGACCCGAGACCUGCUCAAGUCCGAGACCUGCAAUGUCCUCAUCCCCGAGCUGGAAUUGGAGCUGGGCAUGGGGGCGGUGUGCGGGAAGUUCACCACCCUGGAGGGCCUGCUGACCGACAUCAGGGACCUCGUCGUCUCCAAAAACCCGUUUGUCUGCGGCGAUAGCGGCGAUUCCGAUCGCAUGCGGAAGCUGAAGGAGUUUGGCGAGAAGAUCGACAAGAUCAUAGCCGGGGAGAUGAAGGUCCACAUCAUCCUGGACGACCCGGCCGGGAACAGCUACCUGGAGAACGUGUACGCCCCCGAGGCCGACCCGGAGAUGACCGUCGAGAAGUACGCUCGCUCGUUUGAGCAAAACGAAGAGCUGGGUCUGAACGAUAUGAAAACGGAAGGCUACCAGGAAGACAACUGAAAGCUCUCAAGAGACCGAGAACCAUCUUUGUCGUCUCCUGACAUGACAUUUCGAAACAAGUUCAGGAGUAAACAAAUUCUCAAAAGACAAGAAAGCUUUGCCUCCAAGCCAGUGUUGUUUUUAUUGUAUUUUGGUUUUUUUUGGGUUAUGUUAUCCUCAUCAGUAUGUUUUAAUAAUGGCAAGAAGUUCUAAGUUGUUUGUUGGUGCAGUGGACACUAAGUCUACAUGCCAGUGCAGAUAAUCCUGUACAAUACUUGGGAAUUUUGGUUGCAAUGCCUUGAUCCGUCACAAGAGGGUGCUCAGCCACAGCUGGGAGUUCUCACGGGUUUUAGAUUUUCUGUGUUUGAGUGUCAUUUCAAUGACAAACAGCAGUCAUAAUGGCAAGUGGGUUGUAUCUUUUUAAGAAAACAGAACGACUGGUCGAAAUGCUAUUUUAUUUGGACAACAAAGCCAUGUUGCCUUCAUAUUAUUUAGAGCCUUGUGAGAGUUAUGAGGCAAAAUGUACACUUAAAGCAACAGAGGCUCGUAUAUGUUUAUGAAAUGUGUUUGAAAUGGAAGGGCAAGAGCUAUUUGGAAAUAAAUAAUGAUGGAACGUCACUCUAGACUAAUCAUUGCAUGUGAUCAUGUAGCCCAAUUGUUGGUUUGACUGACCGGUACUCAUUUGGUACUAUUUUGGUUGCAGUGGUGCCACAUCCGGGAACUGUAUUAUCAAAGUUAGCUUGUAGAAAGGUUGGUUUUUAUGUUUGAUAUCUCACACUUGCAGCAACAAGUUUCAGUCACAGCAGAAUCCACAUACCGUAUUUUUCGGAGUAUAAGUCGCACCGGCCGAAAAUGCA